This is a messenger RNA of Gadus morhua (Atlantic cod), 716 nucleotides long. It is a transcript of the gene hbae5, whose product is annotated as hemoglobin, alpha embryonic 5. The transcript is spliced from 3 exons. NCBI's taxonomy places the organism in Eukaryota, Metazoa, Chordata, Actinopteri, Gadiformes, Gadidae. The coding region runs from base 186 to 617 and encodes 143 amino acids. Gene Ontology annotation, biological process: hydrogen peroxide catabolic process; oxygen transport. Gene Ontology annotation, cellular component: blood microparticle; hemoglobin complex; haptoglobin-hemoglobin complex. Gene Ontology annotation, molecular function: peroxidase activity; heme binding; oxygen binding. The record is from RefSeq and is a predicted model, not a curated record.
GUCAGGACCCUCCGAGGGGGCCUAUCCAUCGGUUAUCUGGCUCCGCAGCCAAUAGGAAGCGGGCGGGGGCGGAGCCUGGAGACAUCGUUUGUACCCCCAGGCCACUAUAAAUACAUCUGCUCUUGUUUGGUUGAGCAUCAGCAACUUGUUCUUUCAGUCUAGAAAGCAACUAUCUGAACGUCAACAUGAGUCUCUCAUCUAAGCAAAAGGCCACAGUCAAGGAUUUCUUCAGCAAGAUGUCCACCCGGUCCGAUGAUAUCGGAGCUGAGGCUCUGUCCAGGUUGGUGGCUGUGUACCCCCAGACCAAGUCCUAUUUCUCUCACUGGAAGGACGCGAGCCCCGGCUCUGCCCCCGUCAGGAAGCAUGGCAUCACCAUCAUGGGUGGAGUGUACGAUGCCGUCGGCAAGAUCGACGACCUGAAGGGAGGACUCCUCAGCCUUAGCGAGCUGCACGCGUUCAUGCUGAGAGUUGACCCCGUCAACUUCAAGCUCCUGGCUCACUGCAUGCUGGUGUGCAUGUCCAUGAUCUUCCCCGAGGAGUUCACCCCUCAGGUCCAUGUGGCCGUCGACAAAUUCCUGGCCCAGCUGGCCCUGGCUCUUGCCGAGAAGUACCGUUAAGGAGCUGUCAGUGACUCGCAUCAAUCAUGAAGACUCCCGCCAUCAUUGAUGCAUGUGGUCCGUUUCAAUGGUCAAUAAAAACAAACGAACAAAAAAAUA